This is a messenger RNA of Aspergillus thermomutatus, 1251 nucleotides long. RefSeq names its product putative methylaspartate ammonia-lyase. The record is from RefSeq and is a predicted model, not a curated record. The transcript has a single exon. NCBI's taxonomy places the organism in Eukaryota, Fungi, Ascomycota, Eurotiomycetes, Eurotiales, Aspergillaceae. Bases 1 to 1251 code for a protein of 416 amino acids. Gene Ontology annotation, molecular function: methylaspartate ammonia-lyase activity.
AUGAAGCCUACGGACGUUCAAUUCGUCAUUGGCCUAUCCGGCUACUUUGUCAAAGACCUCGAGGCCGUUCGCUGGAGUCCAGCGUAUGAUCCUUUGAGUGACAACAUCUCACCAUGCACAUCUGGUUUCCGGAGCGUCGUACAAGCCGGGCAAGUUAUUUCAAUUAUGCUGCAUCUUCCCCGCGGCGAGAUCGCAGUAGGUGACUGCGUCGAUGUCAUAUUUUCCGGCGCUGCAUCCCGAGACUCCCUCUUCAUCGCAGAAGAACACCUCCCUAUCCUCGAGUCCGUGGUGAAGCCAUGGCUGCUCAGCUGCGACAUCUCGAAUUUCCGACAGAACGCAAAACAGGUUGGCUUUCCCUGGAAGAGAUUGCAGGAUCGCAGGCUUCACUCCGCGGUUCGGUAUGGUCUCACGCAAGCGCUCCUUGCAGCCACCGCACUGGUCCAGCGCUGUACCAUCGCCGAGGUGAUAUGUCGCGAGUGGAGUCUCGGCUCAAUUGCAGAUCGUCCCGUUGAUAUUCUCGCCUCCUGCCACCGCAAUGACACGCUUCAGCUGGACCGGAUGAUUAUGAAGAAGGCCCUGAUGCUCCCUCACGCCUCGUUUGUACACGUCUCCGACAUAGGUCCCCAGGGUACACUGUUGAUGGACUACGUGAGCACCGUCGCCCGUCGAAUCCAGCAACGCGCUCCUCCAGACUAUCAUCCCCGUCUACACUUCGACGUCUACGGUACUCUAGGCGACGUCUUUCCGGAGACGACGCAGCUGGCCGAGUUUCUAGGUCGGCUACGUCAACGCGCUCGACCCUACGCUCUCCUCAUCGAAUCUCCGAUCAUUGCGUCCUCCAGAUCGGCGCAGAUCCAGCGGUUGGCGGACCUUCGCGUGUGCCUAAAGCGGAAGGGCAUUGAUGUCAAAAUCGUCGCGGACGAAUGGUGCAAUACGCUGCAGGAUAUACGGGAUUUUGCGGACGCGGACGCGGUCGACUACGUGCAGAUCAAAAUGCCCGAUCUGGGCGGGGUCGACCAGAGCAUCGAUGCGGUGCUGUACUGCCACGGCAAGAAGAUCGGGUGCUGUCUGGGAGGAUCUGCGAAUGAGACAGAUGUGUCCGCUCGCAUCACGGCGCAUGUGGCGUUGGCGACGAGGCCGGAUUUCUUGCUGUCAAAGCCGGGGAUCGGGGCUGAUGAGGGGUUGAUGAUCCUUACGAAUGAGAUGCUGCGGGGGAUCGCGUUGGCGAAGAGAGGGCAUUGUAGACUGUAG